Chenopodium quinoa (quinoa) is the source of this 1981-nucleotide messenger RNA. RefSeq lists its product as uncharacterized. The record is from RefSeq and is a predicted model, not a curated record. The transcript is spliced from 4 exons. The coding region runs from base 176 to 1780 and encodes 534 amino acids. Gene Ontology annotation, molecular function: hydrolase activity, hydrolyzing O-glycosyl compounds. NCBI's taxonomy places the organism in Eukaryota, Viridiplantae, Streptophyta, Magnoliopsida, Caryophyllales, Amaranthaceae.
UGAUAUAUUUAAAUUACAAUAUUAUUGUAUUAUUGGAAAUUAUGUGAGUUGAAUACCAAAUGGGACAAACAUAUAGAAAUAGAGGGAGUACAGGCCUUAUAUAAAGUGUUCAAAGAGAGCCUAAGAAGGAUAUAUAUACCCUCACAACUUGUUACAAACCAAGCAUUCAACAAACAUGGGGAGGAGACUCUUGCUCACAAACUCCUUCCUCUUCAUCAUUUCACUCCUAUCUUUCCUCCUACCCUCAUUGCACGCGCUGCCCUUAUCGACAAAUUCACGAUGGAUUGUCAACAACACGGGGCAGCACGUAAAGCUGGCGUGCAUAAACUGGUCAUCACACCUAGAGUUGAUGGUGGCAGAAGGGCUAACAAAACAGCCAGUUGAUGUAAUAUCAAAGAAAAUAAAAGACAUGAAAUUUAACUGUGUUAGGCUAACUUAUCCUAUUUAUUUGGCAACCAAUAAAACCUUGGCUUCUCAAACUGUAAGACAGUCUUUUCUAAAUGCUGGUCUUUCCAAAUUCAUUCUUGCUGAUUUACAAGCUAAUAAUCCCUCCAUUAUUGACCUCUCCCUCAAUGAUGCUUUUCAGGCCGUUGUGGCAAGCCUAGCGAAGAAUAAUAUUAUGGUAAUUUUGGAUAAUCAUGUAAGUAAACCGGCGUGGUGUUGUGGUUAUGACGAUGGCAAUGGCUUCUUUGGUGAUCAAUACUUCAACCCUAAGCUUUGGAUCAAGGGCUUGACUAAAAUGGCCGCACUUUUCCAAGAAAAUCCAUACGUUGUUGGUAUGAGUCUAAGGAAUGAACUCCGAGGACCAAGCCAAAAUACGAAAGAUUGGUAUAGGUACAUGCAAAGAGGAGCGGAGGCAGUGCAUAAAGCCAACCCGAAUGUACUAGUAAUUCUUUCCGGUCUAAGCUAUGACACAGAUUUAAGCUUCCUCAGGACAAAGCCGGUAUCUCUAAGUUUCACAGGAAAGUUAGCAUUUGAGGUGCAUCAGUAUUCCUUCUCAGCAGGGCUAGAUUGGAAGACUAAGAACGCAAACCAAGUUUGUGGGAAUAUGACCAACAACCUGAUGAAAAAUGCUGGAUUUCUACUUGAUCAAGGCUAUCCUUUGUUUGUAGGAGAGUGGAGUGUAGCCUUGAGUAGUAUAUCUCAGAGUGACACAAAAUACUUGAAUUGUUUGCUUGCGUUGGCAGUUGAACACGACUUAGAUUGGGCGUUAUGGACAUUGGCUGGAAGCUAUAAUUUCAAAGAUGGAAUUCUAGGCAAAAAUGAGCGCUUUGGAUUGCUAACUCAGAAUUGGACUGAUGUUCGUAACAAAAGUUUCUUGCAGAAGAUAUCUGUUAUCCAAUCCCCUCUUCAAGGUCCAGAAACUUCAUAUCGCCAGUCACACAAGAUUAUAUAUCACCCAUCAACAGGACUCUGCAUCCUAAAAAAACCAGUAAUGGGAAUAAAGCUUGGAAAUUGCUCUGAAUCCGACCAUUGGACCUACACACCCCAAUAUACCCUAGACAUAGAGGGUUCAUACCUCUGCUUAAAGGCAAAAGGUUUGAACCGUCGUGCUAAGCUUACCAUUGACUGCCAGAGAAGAGGAACGACAUGGGCUCCUAUCUCAGCCUCGAAGCUCCAUCUUGCAACUAGAUUGAGCAAGAACACUACUGCUUGCUUGGAUGUGGAUUCUGAUUACAAUCUCGUUACCGCCACAUGCAAGUGUUUGAGAAGCAACGAUACGUGUGAUCCUGGAAGCCAGUGGUUUAAGAUUGCUGAUGCUAAUGAUUUUUACUACUAGCUAGUUGAAAAAAUACAUUUUCGGAUGUAAUCUAAUUCCCUAGAAUAAUGGCUAGUAUAUUGUCCUUAGCAAAGUCAUUAGAAACCAAGCAAUGGUCUUUCACUAGAUUUAACUUUUCAAUAGUGAAACAUAUACAAGAGGAAAGAUUCACCCUUUGAAAUGUUAUAAUCAUGGUAGCUAUAAUACAGUAAGCAGGACUGC